AUGAUGACGAUAAAUCUGACGAUAAUCUUGUGUUACAUGAUCUUUUUCAUUGGAUUGGUGUUUGUUGAUACCGAUUAUAAGUGGGUUCAAAAGUCGUGGGAAGUCGCAAGUAAGCCCAAACUGGAGACCAAAAUUGUGGAUACCAUGCCGGCAUUUAUGGAGUCCAAAUCUUCCAAACUGUCGAAACAAGGAUUUGUUUUCAAUUUCCACAGCAUGACUCGCGGAACCAUCCCAAAUAACAAUUUUCUUACUUUGAAAACCCCAACGAAUUACAAGAUUACCAACGACUCCAACGACUCCAUUUCCACUCAGAUCCUCCCCACUCUUGACUACCAAGCCGUCUAUAUCUAUGUCUUCGAGGGAAGUGUAACCGUCAGCCUACAGAUGUGCGAAGGGAGUGAAAUGUAUGGAGGUCGUGCACAUUCGAAAUGGAAUCUGGUUGCAUUGGAUUUUCCAAAACUGAUCAAAGCCGGAAGAUGCCAGAAUUUCUCAAUGGAAAAGGAUCGCCCGAUCAUCUCAUUCCACGGAUCUUCUGAGUUCACCGUCUGGAAAACUACUCAGUUCUGCUUCUUCGAAACUCGACCAACUAUCCGCGACUACUUCACUCCCAGAAACGUGUGUAUUGUUGUUUUUAUCGCAGCAGUCAUUUCAAUUCUCUGCUGGUGGAUCGACAGAAACCACAAAAUUGAAAUGAGCAAUCGGCCAAUUGAGAAACCCAUAGUUGAUCCGGAAGACGCCUACUUCUACUGA
This is a messenger RNA of Caenorhabditis remanei, 750 nucleotides long. RefSeq lists its product as uncharacterized. The transcript has 4 exons. The record is from RefSeq and is a predicted model, not a curated record. The coding region runs from base 1 to 750 and encodes 249 amino acids. Lineage: Eukaryota; Metazoa; Nematoda; Chromadorea; Rhabditida; Rhabditidae.